Molecule: messenger RNA, 267 nt
Organism: Puma concolor (puma)
Lineage: Eukaryota; Metazoa; Chordata; Mammalia; Carnivora; Felidae
Gene: ACBD7
Product: acyl-CoA binding domain containing 7
Biological process (GO): fatty acid metabolic process
Molecular function (GO): fatty-acyl-CoA binding
Source: RefSeq, a predicted model, not a curated record
AUGUCUCUGCAGGCUGAUUUUGAUAGGAUCGCCGAAGAUGUGAAGAAGAUGAAAACAAGGCCAAAUGACGGAGAACUGAAAGAACUCUAUGGGCUCUACAAACAAUCUGUAGUUGGCGACAUUAAUAUUGAGUGUCCAGGAAUAUUAGAUUUAAAAGGCAAGGCUAAAUGGGAAGCAUGGAACCUCCAAAAAGGGUUAUCGAAGGAAGAUGCCAUGAGUGCGUACAUUGCUAAAGCAAAAGAGCUGAUAGAAAAAUACGGAAUUUAA